Messenger RNA from Anopheles maculipalpis, 660 nucleotides. RefSeq lists its product as uncharacterized. Lineage: Eukaryota; Metazoa; Arthropoda; Insecta; Diptera; Culicidae. The transcript has 2 exons. The record is from RefSeq and is a predicted model, not a curated record. Bases 1 to 660 code for a protein of 219 amino acids.
AUGAAAAUUCUCGCCCUUUUUGCAUUAUGUUUGACGCUUCAGUCGGUUGCAUUCGGUUUGCCCCGAGCCGACUUUGGUAUCGCACAGGAUGUACCGAACAGUUUGAAGGUUGCCGAUCGUGCCACCGUCCUGCGCGGAUCGUUCGAUGAGCUGGACAACUUUACCGUCACCAUCCGGUCCGGUUACGAGCUGCUCGUGCUCGUUGCCAAACUUUUCACCUCGAUCGCCACCAAGCUGUCCAGUUCGGGCACUGCGUUGAUGGAUACGAUCGUGACCUUGGCAAACGAUGAUACUGGCCCACUGGUGAAUGUAUUUGCACGUGUCAAUCAAGCCCUAGCGGCACUCGUUCAGCUGCUCAACGGUGGUUUGAGUGUGGAGUUAAACACUCUCACCAGUCGGCUGGGCCCAUCCCUUAGCAACCAGUUUAACGAUGGUUUCCGUGCGCUUAGCUUGGCAUUGCAGAAGCUAUCAACGGCUCUUGCCAAUCUUCAGGCUGCAUUGGAACAGGCACAGAAAGCAGCGGGUGGUGGACCGGUAACGUCAACACAUGUGAGACAAUUCGUUACCCCUACAUUGGUAGCUCGGGUGCUGGCCGCUUUGGACGAGAUCGGUGCCGGACUGCCUACGGUCCUGUACGUGAUUAAGAAAACUGUUGGAUAG